Messenger RNA from Vicia villosa (hairy vetch), 438 nucleotides. RefSeq lists its product as uncharacterized. Bases 1 to 438 code for a protein of 145 amino acids. The transcript has a single exon. The record is from RefSeq and is a predicted model, not a curated record. Lineage: Eukaryota; Viridiplantae; Streptophyta; Magnoliopsida; Fabales; Fabaceae. Gene Ontology annotation, molecular function: nucleic acid binding; RNA-DNA hybrid ribonuclease activity.
AUGACAAGUUCCUGUGGUGGCAUAUUUAGAGAUGAUAAAGCUAGGCAUUUGGGGAGUUUUUGCGCUUACCUCCAUGCUGGGAAUGUUGUUUCUGCUGAGCUGCUUGUAGCAAUCAUGGCAAUUGAGAACGCUAGGGAUAAUGGUUGGAACAAAUUGUGGCUUGAAACUGAUUGCAUCUUUGUGGUCAAGGCUUUUUCAAAGGUGGAUAUGGUUCCUUGGCAUUUAAAGGCUCGUUGGAGUUUUUGCUGUGCUUACACUCUUCAAAUUGAUUUUGUUGUUUCGCAUACCUUUCGCGAAGCAAACUUUUGUGCUGACUUAUUAGCUAACAUAGGAUACAACACCAAGAAAUUCACUUGGUUUGAUAGUCUUCGUCAUGAUCUUUCCAAGGACUUUUUGCUUGACAAACAAGGCUUCCCUAGAUUUAGGCUUUGUACUUAA